Mycotypha africana is the source of this 744-nucleotide messenger RNA. RefSeq lists its product as uncharacterized. The transcript is spliced from 3 exons. Gene Ontology annotation, biological process: regulation of transcription by RNA polymerase II. The record is from RefSeq and is a predicted model, not a curated record. The annotation marks the transcript as partial. Gene Ontology annotation, molecular function: protein binding; DNA-binding transcription factor activity, RNA polymerase II-specific; RNA polymerase II cis-regulatory region sequence-specific DNA binding. NCBI's taxonomy places the organism in Eukaryota, Fungi, Mucoromycota, Mucoromycetes, Mucorales, Mycotyphaceae.
UUCAAUAAUUCUGAAAUAUCCAAUGGCCUGCACCUUCUGACAGAAACAUCCAAUAAGGUUGAGGUUAAUACACCAACGAUUCCACCUGAGAGCGCACAUCUAUAUCCUCGUUUAGCUGGGUCGGACUGGACAAGCUAUUUGAGUAUACCGAUUGUUAUAGUUGGGCGAUCAGAAAAAAGGCAAAAAUGCAACGUUGUUCAUAUUGAUUUUCCUGACUGCAAAGCGAUAUCACGGAGGCAUUGUGAGUUUCGAUUCAGUAACCGGCGGGAUUGCUGGGAACUAUACGUUCAUGGACGAAACGGUAUUAAAGUGAACCAUGUCCCAAAAAGGCCAGGAGACAAACCGAUCAUUUUAAAAACAGGAACUUUGAUUGAGAUCAGUAAUACACGUUUCGUGUUCAUUAUACCCAAUUCAUUCAUAAGACCGAGUAGAAGAGUUUUAAUAGAUAAUGAGCAAAAUCGACUUGGCCAGAAUCGCAAUUAUAUCACAGUUGAUGUCCAUAAAGGAUUGGAAACAGCAAUUGAGAAGCUUUUUGAGGAUAACAGAAAGAUUAACAGAAUGAGUACACUUGAUAUCAUGAAUAAAAUCACCAGUGAUGAGAGUCACUAUGUCGAUAAGGAGGCAGUAAGCAAGGAAGGCGUUCUUUAUGUAUUGGUCCACAGUCCUAAAUUUCGGCUAUCUCCAGAUUCUGUCAGUAUUUCAUCUGCGCAAUCGGACAACGUUGAAUGGAUGUUGGUUACCCAA